AAGUCCGGAAUAAUCGGACUUAGUAAAAUAAAUCAGCAACUUAGUCGAGACUCUAGAGUCUAGAAACAAGCUGACCCAACCGCAAGUUUUUAUAUUUUUCUUGCUGAAAAAUGAUCAAAACAUAAAAUGGAUAAACACUCUCAGAUGGAGGCAGUUCGUAGAGUCAAACUGUGUGGCAACAACCUCUAUGCAAUUUUGAAAGUGCCACAAAAUGCCACAAAAGCUCAGAUCUCAUUAGCCUACAAGCGGUUGGCCCUGGAUAUACAUCCAGACAAGAAUCCGGUCAGCGGAGCCAGUGAGGCCUUCAGGUUGCUUGCCAAUGCCAAAGAUGUCCUCAUGGAUGAUGCCAAACGCAGAGAAUACGACCGAGAGCAAUGCCACAUUUUCAAUGACUAUGUCUGUGACUGUUGCUGUAACUGCAAUAACUUCGGUAAUAGCAGAAAUGCCCAAGAGGUCUAUAGCCAUUUCGGAGUUCGGUUCGAAAAACCAACGAACAUGAGUUUUAUAAAUUCAAUCAAAAUGAUUUUUAACGCCCGUAUGGCAUUAUGGCCAUCAUUCAAACUAUGGCAUUGCAUCGUACUGCUUUUCUUGGCUCUGAUAAUACACUAUCUAUACGCGGAGCCCAGCUAUAGCCCGACCCGAUCGGAUGAAUUCCCAGUGAAUCGCGCGACCACGAACAUCUAUGAUCCAUGCAAUGUUCCAUGCGUGCUAGAGAAAGAAGAGGAUUAUGUCACAGCUUGAUUCAAGAUGACGUUGGAAAAAGCAUUCACGCCGUAGAAACACCACCAGAAUAACAUGCUGGAGCAUGAUCCCAAUCGCAAGACAUCAUCCAUCAACAGCCACACUUUGCAGCAUCAAGGCACGGACCUCACAUCCUUUUACAUAGCGACAAUGACCAACCAGUGGGCAAUCUUUGGGACGCGUUUGAAGUCACGAAGCAUAAUGAUUUGUUUUUAAUGUGUUUUGUUCAGUUGUUUAGCUUGGAAUUGGAGCUAUUGUAAGAUUUGAUUAU
Drosophila obscura is the source of this 1012-nucleotide messenger RNA. RefSeq names its product dnaJ homolog subfamily B member 1-like. Gene Ontology annotation, cellular component: endoplasmic reticulum membrane. The record is from RefSeq and is a predicted model, not a curated record. The coding region runs from base 127 to 741 and encodes 204 amino acids. NCBI's taxonomy places the organism in Eukaryota, Metazoa, Arthropoda, Insecta, Diptera, Drosophilidae. The transcript has a single exon. Gene Ontology annotation, biological process: cellular response to misfolded protein. Gene Ontology annotation, molecular function: Hsp70 protein binding.